CGUACAUGGCGCACGAGGUAGAAAGAAUUGAGAAACCAACGAGAAAUAUUUGUUUGAAAGUAUUUAUAUAUGUAAAUCUUGCUCUUUCUCAUAAAUAUCUUUUAAUAAUUAAUGUUGCGUUUAUUUCUUCAACGUAACACAUAUAUCGGAACGUAUUAUCAAUGGAUCCUUCGAUAAAUAUAUUUAAGGUUACAAAGUUGUAUUAAAUAUGAAAAGGAAAAGUAUUCUUUAGUUUUAUUAUAUACGAGACGCAGUAACAACAAUUACGUCGGGAUUUUAUGCGAUGGGAACAGGCAAUAUUAAUAAUAUGCCGAAUGUGAUAUUAAAAUUUUCCUUUUCGGCACCAUUACGUGCUUGCACGACGAAGAAACAGCGUCAGAAGUUUCUUAAUAGACAUUUCACCGACGACGUAAAGUAUACCGUGAAAAAAGAGAAAAUCAUUCAUCCCUAUCGCAAGUUGCACCCAUGGAAAUCUCAUGAGAGCUUCUCCCAAUACUUGUUAAAUAAUGUUAUAUACAACAAAGACGGAUUGGUUGCGAUAAAUAAACCAUACGGCAUAUCAGCCAGAAAGCCAAUGCUUUUAAAUAAUAAUAAUAAUAAUAAUAAUAAUAAUAAUAAUAAUAAUUUCAAUGUUUAUUCCAUAGUGCCAAAUGGCGUGGAUUAUACCUUAGAAGAUAGUAUGCCAUUUUUAGCAGAGAAAUUAGGAUAUGCCGAACUUAUUAUAGUUAAAACGCCAGAAAAAUUUAUGAGCGGCGUAACGCUAUUAGCUGCGAACAAAACGUUGCAAGAUGCUAUAAAUUCUUCUUAUCAGAGUUCGAUAGGAAUGAAAAUUCUUAAUAAAACGUAUUGGACUGUCACUUCAAGAGUACCAAGUCAAAUAAAAGGAACGGAACAUUUGUGUAUGUCGAAGCUGUUUAAUCGAUCAGAAUCUGAAAAGAGGGUAGUAAUUGAAGAGAAAUGGAGUAAGAAAGCGGAAAAGCGGCGAGAAAUAAAAGUGUUAAAUAUCGAAUUUAAUAUCAUCUCAAAUUCAACGAACAACCUAAGUUCUUUAAUAGAGAUGAAAGCGUCAACCAUAAAAUGGCAUGCUUUACGUUUGUUCGCUUCAACCAGAUUGUAUACUCCAAUUCUGGGAGAUAAUAUUUAUGGAUCUAGAAUACAGAAUAUCGCAGGCAAAUGGUUAUUAGUAAGUCCAUUUGCAAAGACAAAUAAUAAUUUAGCAGAAGUGAAUCCUAAACUGUUGGAAAUAUUAUAUUUAACUAAAGCUAAACGGGAACUAAUACCUUGCCACGUUCAUGCUCGAAGCGUAAUUUUACCAAAAUUCAAGGGCGAAUCUUUGACGAUAGAAGCACCGCUAAUAUCGCCAUUCGACUGGACUUGCAGGCAGUUGAAAUUUAAAAAUAUACCCGAGUUACAGGAAAUCAACGAAUAGAGAAAGUCUUUAGGCUCGGCGAACAGCCAUAUACAUGUACAUAUACAUGUACAUAUACAAGUACAUAUACAUGUACAUAUACAUGUACAUAUACAAGUACAUAUACAUGUACAUAUACAAGUACAUAUACAUAUACAUAUACACACACACACACACAUAUAUAUAUAUAUGUAUAUAUGUGGCGCUGGAAUAUUUUCAUCGCAUGUAAAUCCCAUUUGUGGGACACAGGAAUGAUAAGAAAUAAAAAUUAUUUCAACAUA
This is a messenger RNA of Vespa velutina, 1689 nucleotides long. RefSeq names its product mitochondrial RNA pseudouridine synthase Rpusd4-like. NCBI's taxonomy places the organism in Eukaryota, Metazoa, Arthropoda, Insecta, Hymenoptera, Vespidae. Gene Ontology annotation, molecular function: RNA binding; pseudouridine synthase activity. The record is from RefSeq and is a predicted model, not a curated record. The transcript is spliced from 4 exons. Gene Ontology annotation, biological process: pseudouridine synthesis. The coding region runs from base 284 to 1429 and encodes 381 amino acids.